Molecule: messenger RNA, 1682 nt
Organism: Acanthopagrus latus (yellowfin seabream)
Lineage: Eukaryota; Metazoa; Chordata; Actinopteri; Spariformes; Sparidae
Gene: emb
Product: embigin
Exons: 10
Coding region: 189-1055 (288 amino acids)
Biological process (GO): cell-cell adhesion
Cellular component (GO): cell-cell junction
Molecular function (GO): cell adhesion molecule binding
Source: RefSeq, a predicted model, not a curated record
CGGGCAGAGAGAGGGUAGAGAACGAGUGCCUGCAGAGGGGACAGAGGGAUAAUAAUCAUGACAGCCUCCUGGAAGCAGCUCUUUUUUCAGAUCCUGCUUCUCGUCUUCUGCAGACACAUCAAUACAAAAAUUGUUACAGCAGCACAAGGGAACAGACAGUUUGGGAGACAAUAACAAAAAGUAGCAGCAUGAGAGCAGAGACACCAGGUCCGACACCUCCGCCACUGGUUCCCGACAGCCCCCUGCCAACAGAUGUCAGGAGUGCUGUUCUGAAAGGUGAAAGUCACACUGAAAAAAAAGUUGAAUUGGUGAACCCUGUCAAUCUGACACUGGAGUGUACCUGGGCCGGUAAUCGCGACAAACAACCAAACAUUACCGGGCUCUGGAGAAAAGACGGGGAGGAGAUUGUGAACAGUCUCCUCACAGUGCAGCUGGAGAAUGAGCAGUAUAAUCUCAGACAAGUGUUCAACAUUAUGAACGAAGAAAACCUUGGAAAUUACUCAUGCUCGUUUGGAAAUGAAGCAAGAAUAGACUUUGUUUUGGCAGCUCCACAUAUCGGUGAGGUGCGAGAUAAGCCCAUUGUCGGCUACACUGGGGACACUGCAGUGAUUAUAUGCAAGAUGGAGGAGAGCAAACCAAAACCAAGCACCUGGAACUGGUACAGGACAAAUGGUACAAACAAGGAGCAGAUUCUAACUGCUGCAGAGCCUCACCGGUAUGAAAUCAUAAAUGAAGGGGAGAAGACCAAACUGCUGGUGCACAACCUGACAGAGACCGACUCCGGCUUGUACUACUGCGCUGCAGUGUACCCCAUCGGCACCACGAUGGGCCAUGUGGAGCUGAAGGUCAUCACCUUCUUCGAGCCUCUGAAGCCCUUCUUAGCCAUCAUGGUGGAGGUGAUCGUCCUCGUCGCUGCCAUUUUGCUCUACGAGAAGAGUCAGUCCAAGAAGAACUAUGCAGCAGGAAAUGAGACAAAUGACCAAAGUAACACACUGACGCAGGGAGAAAAUAAUGAAUCAGAGGGAAGUUCUUCAAUGAGACAACGGAAAGUCUGAAUCCUUUUGGUGGAUUGCAGUUUCUUUAAAACUUGUUUUGUUUAUGUUCAAAUGACAGAGCUUAAAAGCAAUAUCUCACUCUAUCUAAUAACUAAUACAAUUCAAAUAUUUUCAAGUCAGCCUUUAACACACAACAUGACAGUGUUGUCAUGAUCCCCAAAAGAACAAAGCCUUCACUUGUUUUUUUAGUCUUGAACCCCUCACUUCCUGUGACAAACACAUCACUAUGCGUUCCUGUUGAAACGGAAGUGUAUUUCCUUAUUUUUGGCAGCACCUUCGACACCCCCACUACUUCUGUUUUUUAUGCAUUAUGGUUUGUUAGCAGUGCCUUACACUCUUACACUGUGCUUAAAACAACUUUUUUUAUCAUGUUUAAGUUCAUUCUUGCAGCAGUAUGUGCCAAACAUGCUGCAUAUUACCUUAAUAGCAUGUAAUAUCAUAUAUAUAAUCAUCAUAAAUGAAAAUGCUUAUGUGUCUCUUUUCAUGUUAAUGUAACAGAAGAUGGUCACAAAGAGCAUAUUGUCUGCUAACCACGACUUCAACUGUGUCUUUAGUUGUCAGCCUGAAUUUAAUCCAUAAGGUGUGCACUGUAUAUGUAAACAAGCAAAAUUAAAACUAUACAGGUCA